Apis dorsata (giant honeybee) is the source of this 544-nucleotide messenger RNA. Its product is annotated as protein phosphatase Slingshot-like. Gene Ontology annotation, biological process: actin cytoskeleton organization; protein dephosphorylation; negative regulation of actin filament polymerization. Lineage: Eukaryota; Metazoa; Arthropoda; Insecta; Hymenoptera; Apidae. Gene Ontology annotation, molecular function: actin binding; protein tyrosine/serine/threonine phosphatase activity. The record is from RefSeq and is a predicted model, not a curated record. The annotation marks the transcript as partial. The transcript has a single exon. Gene Ontology annotation, cellular component: cytoplasm.
UCCUCCCGUUUUACCCAUUUUAUUAUUACAAUUAUAAUAUCGAAAAGAAAGAAAAGAAAAGAAAACUGGUGGAUGGAUUGUUCCCUCCAGGGUGAGGCACAUAUUGAACGUGACACGGGAGAUCGACAAUUUUUUCCCCGGGAUGUUCACGUAUUUGAACGUGCGCGUGUACGACGACGAGAAGACGGACCUUCUGAAGCAUUGGGACGACACGUUCAAAUACAUCACGAAGGCGAAGAAGGAGGGGUCGAAGGUGUUGGUCCAUUGCAAGAUGGGGGUGUCAAGGUCGGCCUCGGUCGUGAUCGCGUACGCGAUGAAAGCGUACAAUUGGGAUUUUUCCCAGGCGUGGAAACACGUGAAGGAGAAGCGGAAUUGCAUCAAACCGAACAACAGUUUCCUCCUUCAAUUGGAGACGUAUCAGGGUAUAUUGGACGCCAUGAAGAACAAGGAGAAGCUUCAGAGAUCCAAGUCGGACACGAACUUGAAAUCGCCCACCUCGCCCAAGGACGGUGGAUCCUUGAAGAAGGAGGAGAAGUCCGGGAAU